This is a messenger RNA of Psylliodes chrysocephalus, 330 nucleotides long. The record is from the annotation of a GenBank genome assembly. NCBI's taxonomy places the organism in Eukaryota, Metazoa, Arthropoda, Insecta, Coleoptera, Chrysomelidae.
AUGGAAAAUGUAAAUGAUAGGCGUGAUAUUUACCUUAAAACCCAUUGGGCCAGUAAGAGAAAUUCCCCGGAAGCAAACAACCUAAUUGCUAGGCCAAAUUUUAAGUCUUGCUCCAUAUUGUUACAACACUUUGUGGCUAUACAUAUGGGUAGAACUAAAAUAUGUUACAGCAAACCAUUGUACUGUGCUGGAAUUAUCAAAACAAAAAACAUUGAACAUUUAGAUACAUCCAAUUACGAGACUGAUAAUAAAUUUAACCUGCCAGUAAGCAAACCAAUGCUGGGGAAUUUCAAAGAUGAAUAUUCAAAUCAAGUUAUCAGUCUAUUUUGA